AUGCCUUUCUCUGCUGAUGACCCUUUACCAAACCUGGGGGAUGGUGCAGCUGCUCAGCCCCGGGAGUUUGGGUGGCGCAGGAGGAUUUUUGGGACUGGAUUUCUGCAGCAGCAUCCCAGGACCCAGACUCCUGGAAACCCUGAGCUCCUGGAGAAUCCCGAGCCCCUGGAAAAUCCUGAGCUCCUGGAAAACCCUGAGCUUCUGGAGAACCCUGAGCUCCUGGAAAAUCCUGAGCUCCUGGAGAAUCCCAAGCUCCUGGAGAACCCUGAGCUCCUGGAAAAUCCUGAGCUGCUGGAGAACCCUGAGCUAUUGGAAAACCCCGAGCUCCUGGAAAAUCCUGAGCUCCUGAAGAAUCCUGAGCUCCUGGAGAACCCUGAGCUCCUGGAAAACCCUGAGCUCCUGGAAAACCCUGAGCUCCUGGAGAAUCCCAAGCUCCUGGAGAACCCUGAGCUCCUGGAAAAUCCUGAGCUGCUGGAGAACCCUGAGCUAUUGGAAAACCCCGAGCUCCUGGAAAAUCCUGAGCUCCUGAAGAAUCCUGAGCUCCUGAAGAACCCUGAGCUCCUGGAAAACCCUGAGCUCCUGGAAAACCCUGAGCUCCUGGAGAAUCCCAAGCUCCUGGAGAACCCUGAGCUCCUGGAAAAUCCUGAGCUGCUGGAGAACCGUGAGUUCUUGGAAAAUCCUGAGCUCCUGGAAACCCCUGAGCUCCUGAAGAAUCCUGAGCUCCUGAAGAACCCUGAGCUCCUGGAAAACCCUGAGCUCCUGGAGAACCCUGAGCUAACCUUGAACUCCUGGAGAACCCUGAGCUCCUGGAAACCCCUGAGCUCCUGGAAACCCCUGAGCUCUUGGAGAACCCUGAGCUCCUGGAAAACCCUGAGCUCCUGGAGAACCUUGAGCUGCUGGAGAACAAAACACCACCACCAACUGCAAAUAUUCCCGGCUCAGUUUCCAAGCAGCCUUCCCCAAUCCAUCAGGGAAUCAGGCAGGGAAACACUGAUGCCUCUCCUCCAGGAACCCCUGAAAACUUCCUUGGGAAAGUCCUGAUGAAAUGGGUUCCAAAAGCACCUCCUGCUGCCCGAGCUCUGGGGUUGGCAGAGCUGGUGCAGGGGAGCAGCAACACUCCAGGAAAUACCAGGAAAGCUUCUGGGGCUGAGCAGGAGCUCCAGGCAGGGAUCUGGGAGGCCAAGGACUCCCCUUUUCCACACCCCCAGGGGAUGGCACAGCCUGGUGUGACAGCACAGCCAGGUCAGAAUGAACCCACAGGAGCUCAGCUCACUCAGGACCUUGAUUUGGGGCACAAAGGCCACUCAGUCCCUGGUCCAUGUCCCUCCUCUCCAUCAACAGAUGGAGCUGGUAUGACACAAAUCCAUGGGAAGUCACUCCUGGGCUCUGGGAUGAGAUGGAAACACAUCAAACAGAGCUGGCACCCCUUUUAAAUUGGAUCUGGAAUUGUUAUCCCAUCAAAAUACAUAUGGAUGAGGAAGAUAAGACUAUUCUUUUAAAGACCAGUUCAUUAAGUUCUGACGAAUUUUUAUAAUAUACCUUCUUGAGUUUACUGUGAAUAACAUUUUAUCAGCUGCCAAC
Messenger RNA from Chiroxiphia lanceolata (lance-tailed manakin), 1581 nucleotides. RefSeq lists its product as uncharacterized. The transcript is spliced from 3 exons. The record is from RefSeq and is a predicted model, not a curated record. Lineage: Eukaryota; Metazoa; Chordata; Aves; Passeriformes; Pipridae. The coding region runs from base 1 to 1041 and encodes 346 amino acids.